Molecule: messenger RNA, 1136 nt
Organism: Dipodomys ordii (Ord's kangaroo rat)
Lineage: Eukaryota; Metazoa; Chordata; Mammalia; Rodentia; Heteromyidae
Gene: Asmtl
Product: acetylserotonin O-methyltransferase-like
Exons: 7
Coding region: 24-1136 (370 amino acids)
Molecular function (GO): nucleoside triphosphate diphosphatase activity
Source: RefSeq, a predicted model, not a curated record
UCCCAGCGAGUCCUGUCUCGCUUAUGGGUCUCAGGUUCGAGGUCAUCCCGUCCAAGUUCAAGGAGACCCUGAACAAGGAUGACUUCCCCACGCCGGCCGACUACGCCGUGGAGACCGCGAAGCAGAAGGCGCUGGAGGUGGCGGAAAGGCUCUACCAGGUGGUGGACGGCCUCAUUCUGGAGAAGCCCGUGGACAAGCAGGACGCCUUCCGCAUGCUGUCCCUGCUCAGCGGGCGCACUCACCUGGUGGUGACGGGCGUGGCCCUGGUGCGCUGCUGCCCGCCGGGGAAACUGAGGCAGGGGGUCAGGACGGACGGACGCCUGCGGACGGACGUGCGGACCUUCCACGAGGUCACGCGCGUGACCUUCUCGCCGCUCUCCGAGGAGCUGCUGCGGGACUACGUGGACAGCGGGGAGCCCAUGGACAAGGCCGGAGGUUACGCCCUGCAGGCCCAGGGCGGGAUGCUGGUGCAGGCCGUGCAGGGCGACGCGCUCAACGUCAUCGGCUUCCCGCUCAACCGCUUCUGCCGGGUGCUGGCCUCCGACCCCGACGACCCCGACCCUGAGGACCCCCAGCACGCCGACCCCGACCCUCCGCGCGGGUCCAGGGACGCCCAGGCCUCCGAGGACCCGGAUGAGCUGACAGCGCUGGACGUGGCCGCGGCCUUUGACCUCUCGGGCUUCGCAAGCGCGUGUCACGUGGGAGCUGAUGUUGAGGACUUAUUAUGGGAUGCGGCCUAUGCUGAGGACCUAUUAUGGGAUGGAGGCCAUGCUGAGGACCUAUUAUGGGAUGGAGGCCAGGUCCUGGACGUAUUAUGGGAUGGAGCACACAUAGAGAACGUAUUAUGGGAUGGCACCUAUGUCCAGGACCUAUUAUGGGAUGUGGCCUACACUGAGGACUUAUUAUGGGAUGGAGGCCAGGUCCACGGCCUAUUAUGGGAUGCAGCCGAUGCUGAGGACUUAUUAUGGGAUGCGGCCUACGCCGAGGAGCUAUUAUGGGAUGGACGCCACGUCCUGGACGUAUUAUGGGAUGCGGCCUAUGCUGAGGACCUAUUAUGGGAUGGAGGCCAGGUCCAGGGCCUAUUAUGGGAUGGAGGUCACGUCCAAGGGCCUAUUAUGGGAUGGAGGCCAUGCUGA